ACUCACCGCUUUAGCACAAGCAGCAGAAUCCUGAAAAUGAAUGUUUUCAAAUCUCGGAUCUAGGAUUGUCGCGAACUUUCUGUUACCGCUAAAAAAACGACACGAAGCUAAAGCAUAUUAUAUAGCCUGCUCGCACCUACACGAAACUCUAUAAUAAACUAUGUACUAAAAAGAAGCAUAAAUGUUUGCCUUCCUUUUUUUAACUCAAAAGUCAGGAGAACAGCAGAAGUGUUGUAGUCGCGAAUUAUUUUUUUCGAUUCUAACAAAAUGUAUCGAUAUCUCAAAAGUAUCGAGCUCGAGCAUCGAUACCAAUUUGUCGCGUAUCGUAAAAAAAGAAUCGAUUAUGGAUCGGUAUCGGCAGAAUCGUAACGUGACUAUAAACAAGCACAUUAGAUUAAAAAGCAGACAAGCAGCCUUUUUUAUUUCAACUUCUAUAUUGUAUUUCCGUGAUCAUAGCUAAAAUGCCAGUUUUAGAUAAUGAAGUAAUCAAAACACGUAAGUUUUUGAAAAUUCGACUUCAGAGAGAUUCCGCUACUUUUCGUGGAUAUGACAAGGAAGUGCAACACAUUCGUGAUUUACUUUUCCGAACGGCGGAAUUUGGUGAAUCGAAUAGCGCUCUCCUAUUAGGUCCCAGAGGAUGCGGCAAAACAACGCUCGUUACUUCUGUUCUGACGGGUUUACUGCGAGAGAAAGGCUUUCGCAGUAAUACCCUGAUUGUUUACCUCAACGGGCUCCUGCAUACGGAUGAUCGUUUGGCAUUAAAAUCGGCAACAGCACAGAUGAACCUGGAAAACGCCGUGGACGGUAAGGUUUUCGGAUCAUUUGCUGAAAACCUAGCAUUUUUACUGGGUUGCCUCAAAGCUGGUGAUAAGAACUCGAAAAGUGUGAUAUUUAUUCUGGAAGAGUUCGAUCUGUUCUGCUCACAUCACAAUCAAACGCUGCUGUACAAUUUGUUCGACGUUGCCCAGUCGGCACAGGCACCCAUUUGCGUACUAGGAAUCACCGCUCGAUUAGAUGUUAUAGAGUUACUGGAAAAACGUGUUAAAUCACGGUUCUCCCACCGGCAGAUAUUUCUGCUUCCAAAAGAAGAUGACUUCGAUGGGCGAGUUAAGCUUUUUGUUACUCUUUUAAAAUUACCAACAGAUAAGGAGAUGAAAGAAUACAAUAAAACUAACAAAGCAAUUCCUCAAGAUGCUGUACAAAAUCGUGAGCUGCCCUUACUGCGCAAUCUUUUCAAUCCCAGCGAUUUCGGGUUUACUUCUAAAUGGGUGUCUCAAUGGAACAAACAUAUAGAUGCGCUGGCUUCAUCCUCGACCGUUUUAUCUACACUGCAAAACAUGUAUGACUAUGAGGUUCUUGAAGGACCGUUCAGAAGUUCCCUCUUUGAAUUGGUGUCACAGUUGAGUGAAUCUAAUCCACUCAUCUCUGUAGAACAGAUUCAGUCCUUGGAACAGCAGCUCAACAACGAUGACAAGGUCGUGCUACUCUGCGGUUUAUCAGUUUUGGAACUAUGUCUUCUAAUUGCAAUGAAACAUCACUCGGAAAUUUACGACCGAGACCCGUUCAAUUUUGAGAUGAUUCUGACGCGGUACAAUAAAUUUGCUAAUUCAAGUUCCACGAUGCAGGGGAUUGAGCGAAACGUUAUACUAAAAGCUUAUGAACAUGUGAAAAACUUGGAAUUGAUCGCACCGAUUAGUGGUGCCGCCUCAAAAGUUCAAAAGGAAUAUCAACUUCAUCAUUUGCUGCUUACAUACGGACAGAUUAAUCAAGCAGUGCUGAAGUCGCAGAAUUUGCCCACCGAGAUCAGCCAGUGGGCACAGCGUUCGUUUGUUUAGUUACGUCGUUGUUAAUGUUUAAAUAAUAGUUAGGUGAAGUCUGUUGCUGUGAAGUUUUAUUCGCGUAUAAAUAUAAAAAUAGGUACGUUAUGCUUUGUCUAAGUUAAGUUUUGUCUAAAAAAUACAUCUAUAUAUAUAACAUACCAACAUUUUCGAGUUCAGUUAUCUUUAUUAGGUUCUGUCUGACAAAUUUACACGAUGUUUCCUCCAUUUUUUUUCAAUAACAGCUGCAUAAGUCUGUUUGAUAUUUUUCUGGAAGGUUAAAUAAAAAGAGCGGGGAUUACAAACACGAGGGCACGAUAUUCCAAAAGUCGGUUAAACUGUAUUUUUUUAAAGGGGGUUUGUUAGUAGCUUAAGUAUUUAUGAUAAAAAUAGGUAAAUAAUGAGUGUUUGUGGCAAUCACAAAUGGUGACUUCUCAUAACUGUUAGAAAUUUGUAAUUUUAAUUGUUAGGAUUUUAGGGAUCUAAAUCUACUUGUCAAAAUAAGGGAAAUAAACUAACAACUAACCUAAUUGCUAACUUAUUGGCUAUAAAUAGAGCUUUUCGUGGCAAUUGAGGAUUUCAACGAUUUUUGUCGAAAAAUGGUAAUUAUUUUAUUUGACAUAGCUUCUAAUAUUUCUACACUGCCGCUAUUUGCAUAACAGUCCUAUGUAAAAGUCCUAUGUUUUCUUGUUUUUUUGCGGAAAAGGGU
Molecule: messenger RNA, 2526 nt
Organism: Wyeomyia smithii (pitcher-plant mosquito)
Lineage: Eukaryota; Metazoa; Arthropoda; Insecta; Diptera; Culicidae
Gene: Orc4
Product: origin recognition complex subunit 4
Exons: 4
Coding region: 462-1835 (457 amino acids)
Biological process (GO): DNA replication; DNA replication initiation
Cellular component (GO): nuclear origin of replication recognition complex; nucleus
Molecular function (GO): DNA replication origin binding; ATP binding; ATP hydrolysis activity
Source: RefSeq, a predicted model, not a curated record